CACUGACCCCCGUCAGGCGUGAAGCGAAAAACGCAAAACGAAAACGAACGGAUUUGCAGCAGCAAGAAAAAACACAAAAAAAUCCGUCAUCGAAAGUUUUAAGCCGUAGUUACGGAGACCCAACUAAAAAUAAUCGGAAAUAUUCUACUUAUUUUUCGUUCCGGAGUGAUGUUUAACCCGUGAGAAUCGUUUAAAACGUAUUUUAUAAAAGAAAAACAAGUUCCAAGUGUAAAUCCGGUUAGCAAAAGUGAAAGCAAUCGCUUUUGUGACGGCUGCAGCUGCCCCUGCGAAGCCAGAAAAUCCCAUCGAACCAUUGAUAGACGAAGAUUGCCAAAAAAAUUGGGCGGUUUCCAGAGUUGACUGCUAGGACGAAAGUUAUUUCGUAAUCUAGGCGACGCUGUGGUCUAUAUCCACUACACGCACAUACAGGAAGAACUGGAAACGGGUUUUUGUUUUCGCCACAGGCGAUUCUAAAAGCGGAAUUCUGCUUCGAAGCGUUCUGGGAAGUGGACAGAAGCACAACUUCUAUGGCUACGAGAGGCCCAUCGUUGGCCUCAACAAAGGUAGGUGGUGGUAGUAAGCAGUAGAGUGAUUCUAUUGUCACGUUCGUCCGAUUACCACUGCGUUAUCGUUUUCUUGGCAGCAGCUUCUGCGGAACUUAACGAACAGUGAGUAGAUUUGAGGGCAGCCGGCCGAGACUGUAGCAAGCCGCAAUGGCAAAGGAGUACGACUAUCUGCUGAAGGUGCUGCUCGUUGGCGACAGUGAUGUUGGGAAGCAGGAGAUCCUUUCCGGACUGGACGACGGCUCGUCGGAGAGUCCGUUCUGCAGUGGAAGCACCGCCUACAAAACCACCACAAUCCUACUGGACGGCAAACGUGUCAAACUACAGGUCUGGGACACGUCCGGUCAGGGUCGCUUCUGUACCAUCAUCCGGUCCUAUUCUCGCGGAGCCCAGGGCAUCAUUCUAGUGUAUGACAUAACCAACAAAUGGAGCUUCGAUGGGCUGAGUCGUUGGUUGAAGGAAGUGGAGGAGCAUGCUCCGGGCGUCCCGAAGGUGCUGGUAGGCAACAGAUUGCACUUGGCUUUCAAACGUCAGGUUGCAGCGAAACAGGCGGAACUGUAUGCCUCCCGUAAUAAGAUGGCCUGCUUUGAGAUUUCUCCGCUGUGCGAUUUCAACAUACGGGAAUCGUUUUCCGAACUGGCACGGAUGGCCCUGCACCGUAACGGGAUGGAACGAAUUUGGCGCUCGAACAAGGUACUCUCGCUGCAGGAACUGUGCUGCCGGACGAUCGUUCGCCGAACUAGCGUGUAUGCAAUUGACACUCUUCCGCUUCCGCCUUCGGUGAAGUCCAAUCUGAAAUCAUACGCGCUGACUUCGUCCCAGUGUCUCAGCACGGUCCUGCACCACAACACGGCGCCGGCGUCCAACGCAAAGAACCUCAAGUGCAAAACUCCUGCCGGCCAUCUGAAGCUGCACCGGAGUAGCGCCAUCAGCAGCGUAAGUGGCAGCAUGCGGAACAGCUGCGUGAUAUCCUGAUUGGGGUCGAUUGUUGCGUCGCUCAGGCGGAUUUUCAUCCCACGCCGGAGACGGUCCCGCAAUAAUAGCAGCAGACGGAGCAGUCAAAGCACUGCUGCCAUCGUUGGGACCGGCGUCGGUACGGGUGGAGGCGCAACCUUCCUCGGCGGUGGGCGCGGCGGUAAGAGUGGUUGCUGUUUUUAAGUUUUUUUAUAUAUGUUAUUUUUGGGUUUUCUCUUGUUUCAUGAUCUGUAUAGAAAGUGUUAUGAUAUCGGUAUCGCGCUAGGAGUUUUUCUUACCUUUUAUUAUUUUUCUAUUAAUUUGAAUUACGAGCCAAUGUUGGGGAGUAUUUUUUGAGGUUGCUAUCGAUCUGCGAAGAUUUCCUUUUCGUAUUGUGAUGAACUAUUUUUUUAAUCGAGCUGGCGGAAAAUGACAGGUUAAUAAUUUGUUUUCAUUCAAUUAUAUCCUAACCCUAUCCUUGUUUCAGAUUUGACCAAAUUCUAGCAAAAAUGAUUUUUUCUCGAAGCUAAUUUUUGGAAAUAUUUGACAUUCCACAAGGAAGCCACCUCGACCCUUAAUCGGUUUCAAUUUAUUUCAAAGAACUGUGGUGUUUUACCAGUAUGAUGAACUAUAUUGCGACUAAAACGAUAACAAGUCAGCGAUGUGAAAUGCGAUAAAUUAUGAUUACGGAUCAGAACUAAAACACAGUUCGAGUCUGGAGGGAAACAAGUACAAGUCAAUUGAGGAUCAUCUAAUCCCUCGUUUCGAGCUAUCAGUGCAGGAUAAAUUGGAAAAUUUUUGACGAGAGCUGUAAACUGCCUUUAAUGUGAAUUAGGGACUCCCUUAAAUGCUGUUUUUACAACGUGCUUCAAAGCUGCUCUAUCCAUCAGCGACGGUAGCCUAGCUAAACAUGCGGAGAUGGUGGAUAAAACGGGAAAUUCCAGUGGUCAAUAUCAGAUAGCUGUCGCAUCGCACCCCGCGAUUCCAGGAAGCUUCCAGGAUCUUGAAGCUCAGUUCGUUGCACUCUCAGCAGAUGUUGGCCGAUUGAAAAUCAAACCGACGUAUAGCCGAAACCGGAGCAAACACUGCUCAUCAAAACGUCGUCCGUUUCAUGGGAGAAGAAAAAUUCGAACGGAGAUUCCACAUUCCAACCCCGAAAGUUCCUUCACUAUGCUGCCUUCCAAAAAUCCAUAAAACCCAGUGUCUAUGCGACCAAUCUCAUCCAACAUUUACGCGCUCACCGAAAGAAUGGCUGCUUGGUGAAUGAAAUGAAAAAGUGCACCGUUACCCAUGGAAAAAAUACAAAAAAUGGCAUAGAUCUUUUGGAGCAACUGAACGAUUUUGAGGCCAGGCGAAGGGAAACUCUGGUAUCGUUUGAUGUGACGGUUUGAUGUUUUGGAAAGUUUCCGGCAAUAUCUAGAACGAAGUCACGUACUACCCUAUCAGAGCCUUUCAGUGGCAGAGUGUUGUAUGGAACAGAACUUUUCUACGUUUAGAGGGGAAGUUCUACAAGCAAAAAUAUUUGGUCUUAGCAUAGGCAGCAAACUUUCGUCUCUUCUAGCAGACGUCUUCUUGAACGACCUCGAGGUAGCUUUAAGCAAAGAAAAGCUCUUUCCUCAAGUUUGAAGACGGUACGUGGACGAUAUUUUCGCAGUUGUAAAAGAACGCUAUCUAACCCAGACCCUUGACCUGUUGAACUUCCAUCACAGCACAAUAAAGUUUAUGGUAGAGGAAAUAGAGAGGAAAUUGCCGCUCCUAGACAUGAUGAUUAUCAGAAAGGCGGACAAAAUAAAAUUCGGGAUUUACCGUAAACCGAUAUCCACAGACCGAUACAUAAAUUCCGACUCCAAUCAUUUCGGCGCUCACAAACAAGCAGAUUUCCAUUCCGAUGGACUAUCUCUUCAGUGUACCGAUGGGAAAUGAAGACUUUAAGGCCGAGUGGGAUAAAACAUACAAAGCUGAAUUGAACGGAUAUUUAUUAACAAAAUUCUAAGGAAACAUCCAAGGAAAAAGCACACAGACAAUAAAAAAACAGGAACCAAGAAUCUACUUGCCGUUUUACCCCAAAAUAACUAACUCCGUUCAAACCAACCUAAAACACCAAGGUUACCAAGUCGCCUACAAAAGUGGUAAAACGCUGUAAAACCUCUUGUGUAACCUUAACCCUCCAGAGUUGCGCAUAUGGCGUACUGAACGAGCGGCCGCUGAUGCUCUUACACGAUUUCGCCAGCUUUUCAGAGCAGCGUGCACUAGCGCGACUGCCGGAAGGUUAAAGACAAUGUUCCAACUGACCAAAAAUCAGAAAUCUACCAAAGCCUCCAGCAAAGAUUGCCACGUAGUAUGCAUAGGUCAAAUAUGCUGCACGAGAGAGCUAACGACUCCAGUGUGGCGGCACACACUAUAGCACACAAUCACACACUAGACUGGGAAUUCAGCCAAUGCUGAACAGGCGCUUAUGAACGAAGACGAUGCGCCAAUAUCGUCACCCCUUUCCCACCUACCAAAUCUGAAAAUUCAGCGAAUUUUUUUAAUUUUUUCGACGAGUAAUGCAUGCAGUGUGAUUGCGUUUUUGUGAGUGUUUUUGUUUCCGAGAAAUUACACUAGCCAAUACCCACCAUGUUCAAACAAAGGGAUCUCCACAAUCACAUAAAAGUUGACGAUUAGCUCCGAACAAGUCGCAAGCCGCUAAGAAGGAGUUCGAGUUGAUGUGCGAACUUGGAUACUGCCGCCGUUCCAGUAGCUGUUGGGUAAGCCCUAUGCUGUGCGUUCCUAAAAAAACGGCCAACGGAGGUUCGUGGGCGUCUACAGAAAACUUAAUGCCGUAACAAAUCCUAAUCGGUAUCCGGUACCGCAUGUAUAUGACUUGUUGAACGCCCUGUAUGGUAAGUCGAUUUUUGCUACUCUACAUCUCAAGCGGUUUAAAUUUCGGUAGCGGAAUGUGCUACACGAAAACGGCGGUAAUUUGGGUUAUUUGAGUUUACGAGGACGUACUUUGGUUUGCACAACGCUUCGCAAACAUUUCAACGUUCUAUGUCUAAACUAUUUAACGACUUGAAUUUUGUUGUAGUUUUUGUGGAUGAUAUCUGUAUUGCUUCGACGUCCCCAGAUGAACAUCGAAGUCAUGUGCGAGUAGUUUUGCAGAGGCUUCAGAAAAACGAACUGGUUAUCAAUCUCGCAAGAAGGUUGUUUCACACAGGAAGAAGCCGAGGCUCUGGGCUACACCGUAAAUAGAUAUGGCGUUUGACUCCUACCGGGGCGAGUUGUAGCAUUGUAAAAUUUUAAACUACCAACGACAGUUAAUAAAGCGUCGUUUCUGGCGGAGCUGCUCGGUUUGACGAAGUGUUAUUUUGUUAGCGUCGGAUUUAUGGCGGAAAUAUCGUUUGCGAUGUUUCUGUAAGCGGCGAAUUUCGGCGCUUCACCACGGGUGCUUGUGGUCCAUCCUCUUCUUGAUGCGUUUCACUGGAACAUUGGGGUGGAGUAUUCGAUAGACAACGUUGUAGAAAAUCGUGACAGCUCAUUGCAGCACAUUAACUCUCUCCAGCCGACAGCAACAAUCAAUGUGGAGAUUUCGUCAAGGUUGCAAUGAUUGAAAUCAAAGUUAUGGUCGUCAAUCGACUGGAAAAAAUCCUCUCCUGCAUUAGUGCGUACAUCCAACCGCAGAACAAAAGGUUUGUGGUGAGGAUCGAUUUUCAGUAAAAUGCUUGGCAAGCAGCUCAACUACAUCGACGUUGUUUACGAACGCAAGAUCGAGUAUCCUUCCGUUCACGUUCGUAAGUGGGCAGAUCUGGUACAGACUGGUUGCCUCUUGUUCUAAUGAGACGUUAAGAGGUAAAUAGUAUUUCAAAUCACUAUCAAAAGAGCACUGCAGCCGAGGCAGAUUGUAAUCACCGAUGAUGAGAAAACUGUCGGAGCUGCUGGCUUUUGUACAACUCUGGGUCGCUAUUUGGCCUCAGGUAUAUACAACAAAUAAAGACAGACUGUUGCGGAAGGUUAAUACGUACUGCGAUUUGCUCCAAAUUUUCAGCUCCGCCUAAGCUCCGCAGAGAGCCUGCAAUGCAGUUCUUCAACGCUAUAAGAACGCCUCCACCACGGAGCAGAUGGCUAAAUGCUGGGUUGCGAUCACAUCAGUAUAUUACAUAGUCCUGCGAAAGUUCUGACUUGAAUACAUCAUCGCGCAGCCAUGUCGCGGUCAGACCAAUGACGUCGUAGUCGCUGGAGAAGAGUGCCAGCGAAAAACUGCGUUUUCGUACUCAUACCCCUCACGUUCUGACAGUACACAGAGCGAAACUGAUCAUGAUGUGUGUCCGGUUGGGGAGCCAGGUGCAGUAGGAGCCGUCGGUGCUGGAGCGGACUCGUUUGUCGAUGUAUGACUUCUAUUGUCAUCAUAAGCAGAAAGGCGAUUCGCGAACGACGGUUGAUCGAUAUGAGCCGGAGAUAAUGGCGAUGAAACACUUCAUCCAACCCCGAUAGUAGUAGACCUGUUGAGAUGACCACACACGAUGUGAUGAACACCUUCACCUACGCAAUCGUUAUGCUGCAACAGAGUGGUAGAGUGUAGGAGGGACAAAAACAUCACUGGAACACUCGCCUCUGGCGAGAGCCUGAGGGCUCCCACCGUACAACGCAUGAAGUUUAUUCCAUUGAUGGGGUUAAUGCAUUGGCUCUCCCGUUUUUUGGUUGAUCGAUAAAUUCUCGGAAUUAAAAACCGGCAGGCCACGACGAAGGAUCCAAGGCUUGACUUCUUACUGCAGGAUCCAAACCGACUUUGAGGAAACGAGAGACAUACGAGAAACAUCUUGUUCCUUGGGAACUAGACGGGCAACAUCUGUGGGUUCUAUUGCAAAUAGGCACCUGGAUACGAUUUUUGGCACAUCGCCGUCACUUCCUUGGUGCUGUCGCUGAUAUGAUUGAUGCAACUGACAAGUCACUCAAAUUAACUGACUUCGUUCCCCUAUCGACAACAGCCUGCAUGCUUGGUUUAGGUUCUACUUGACGACGUUUUACACUAAUUCGAGGCCAAAUUGGAAUGUUCGACCGACUGAAACUAUCGAGUGUCAGCAAUGUUGCGAGUCCGCAAUAUAGGAGCGAAUGCUACGUCAUUUCAGUUCGUCUCUGCAAGUAGGACAAAUAAACAUCGCUGAGCGAAUGCUUCCUUGCACCCGCGAGUGUUGAAACCACACUACUGAUGGCUGAUAUGAUAAAACGGUCAGCAAAAUCCACACCGUAUCGGCCCGAGAUCGUGGAUAUCCAAUUUACAUUGUCCACAUUGCUUUUUUCCAUUCCGCUUUGCUCCGGGUACGAUUGCAGCGGAUGAAUAUGAAACUAUUAUCUCGAUGGAAAAAUCGCAGACGUCGAAUGCGCACUUCAGAGGUUUCAGUGAAUGAGAUUUAGAUAGCGCUGCAAGCGAUAAGUGGAAUGUGGACCAAUCUACAGAGUAAUGUAAACAGUACUAUCACAAUUGGAAAAAAUCACUGUUUUUCCAAACAGUUUCACACACUAAUUUCAGCAACUAACACAUCACUAAACGAUCAUUCGGUGAGUAACUGGCUUGAAAUUGAACGGUGACGAAAACACUCAAAUAAAACGUUAUAAAAACCGUUCGUACAGAAACUGUCUGACAGUCAAUAGGACGACCAACUCAAUCUCACAUGAAGGGCUCUUCAAAGUCGUGUAUCGAACAAAUAAUUCCUCAAUGUCAUUACCAACAGUAAGAAUCCGAAUUAAGGAGGGCUCUGUGGUGUGGUAGUGCAUACAUGAUUUUCUCACCAUGCUAUUUUUGAAAACAUUUGACAUCCCACAAGGCUUACAAGUGGCUUACUUCGACCCUUAAUUGUUUUUCAUUUAUUUUAAAGAACAUCUUCAACGCCUAUCAAGCAGAUACAACCGCAAAGUCAAAUUCUUUCGUUUCAUCUUGCUUGUUUGAUCCGACCGAAAUCAUAUUGAGUCUACAUCACAAAUCGGAAAUGCAUUCAAACCAUACAUUUUUGUUUAAAAUGAUUAUUAAUAUUAGUUGACCUAUCUGCACGAACGAGUAGCAACCUCAAAAAGAUUCCCGACACUUGUGUUCUGUUUAUUUAUUUCUUGUUAGGUUGUGCAGAACUCGUUGGCAUCCACCAGCGUUGGUUAAGUAACAAAAAUUGCAUUUCGUUUUGUAAGAAAGUAAAAAACCCUAGAAAACUAAUUGGAACAAAAAAGUCUAUUCAGAAAUUCUGAUUAAAUAUCGAUAAAUAUACCAAAUACUAAUUUUAUACAUUUAUUAUAAAUUAUGCCACAAUCGUGAAGCACACAUAAAUUGAAAACGAACAAAAAAGUUUACAUUUCGUUAACAGUACUAAUAUCAUGAAGCUAAUUUAAGUUAAUUUAAAGUAUGAUAAGAAUUUUGUAAAAAAAUAUUGAAAGAAAAAAAAACCAACGCAACCGUGCAGAGCCGUUCAAAGUCCGGACUGUUGAGAUUGCUAAAUCGACAAAUCAUAGCAAUCGCUUGCGGGCGAUUUAGCGCUACAGCCCUGAGUUUGAAGGUUCACACGUGUAACAAAAACUAUUCAAAACACGUCCAAUUAAACCUCACGUAGUUUUUCAAAUUAUCUUAUCCAUACACUAUCGUAUUGCAUAUAAAAAAAAUGCGAAAAGUAAAGAUCGCACUGCAAAUCAUUUCAUUCGUUCACUCAUGCAGUGUUGCCAUAUUUAAUAACGAGAGACGAAGUCAGAUAAAAAAAAAGGAAAAGUCGUCUACAAACUGAUUUCUUUUGGGUUAAGAUUUUCUACCUGUAUAGGAGCUAAAACGUUUUGUAAUCUCAUUGACAGAUGAAGAAGUCACAAGAAGUAAAAUUCAAAAAACUCACAAACAAACAAACACACAAGCAAAUUUGCAAACAUUUUCAUAGCCUACUAUCUAUCACCAUAUUUACGCGUGUGCGUUUUGAGAAUGUUAUUACAAGACCAUGCGAUAUUGACUGACGUAAAAUUGGCACAGUCAUCUAUAAUAGAUUAACUUAUUUCACUACAGAACAAGUUGGCAGUUGGUAUAUAUUCCCUCCCCCCAAUAACCGACCGUUUUUUAUGUAUCUUUUUCCGGUACUGAUAUAACGUUAAAUUUAAGUCACCAAUACACAAACAUAUUCAAAGGAAGGCGAAACUCACAAACUUAAUCCCAUUUUUGCAUAACGCUAUAUAGUUGAACUUGGUGGCUCUGUCACACGCCCCAGCCAGAAAGUUCGUACAUAUUUGUAUUAUAUACGCAUUGAACUGAACAGUUUAUCCUUGUACAUAUAUACAGUAUGUAAAAUGACAGAAAAUAUUAAACAAAGCAAGUAUUCUCAAAUCA
This is a messenger RNA of Topomyia yanbarensis, 8841 nucleotides long. RefSeq names its product ras-related protein Rab-40C (gene Rab40). The record is from RefSeq and is a predicted model, not a curated record. The transcript is spliced from 3 exons. Gene Ontology annotation, biological process: protein localization to plasma membrane; intracellular signal transduction. Gene Ontology annotation, molecular function: GTPase activity; GTP binding. The coding region runs from base 714 to 1538 and encodes 274 amino acids. Gene Ontology annotation, cellular component: endosome; plasma membrane; synaptic vesicle. Lineage: Eukaryota; Metazoa; Arthropoda; Insecta; Diptera; Culicidae.